Messenger RNA from Brassicogethes aeneus, 1701 nucleotides. The record is from the annotation of a GenBank genome assembly. Lineage: Eukaryota; Metazoa; Arthropoda; Insecta; Coleoptera; Nitidulidae.
AUGAAAAGAGAAAAAAAACAAGUUUCUGGUCGGCCAAAGAAAAAAAAUAAAAAGAGCUAUAAUACUGGUCGAAAAGAAGUAAAAAUUGAGACUGCUUCAAUUAGAACUUUGCAAAGACGAACUAAAAAAUUAAGGGAAAACUUAAAAGAAAUUCAAGAUGCCGCGAAAAUAAUAAAAGUCGAGGCUAAGGAUGUUACAGAUGUGGGAGAACAUUCUGAGCAAUAUACAAAUACUAUCUUAAGGCACUCAAAGGAAUCAGCCUUAGCAUUUUUCUUGGAGAAUGAUUUUUCAGUGGCGAGCUAUAAAGCACUAGUUAGUGAUACUAUUUCAAGAAAUUGUCCUAUUUACCCAUGCUAUGACAUUGUCCAUCAGGCAAUGGAUGAAUGUAUGCCAAAAAAUAUUAAAGUAAGUGAGAUCGAAGUUAUGGUGCCUCUUCAAGAAAUAUUAAAUAAAUCUACUGAACGACUUUGUGAAAGCGUUGCUUUAAACUGGAGCGAAGAAGCAUUGUAUAAAUUAAAACUAAUUAUUACCCUAGGUUUUGAUAGUUCAUCAGGACAUGUAAAUCCGCACCAAAAAUGCAAAAAUUCUGAAAACGAAUCUUCUAAUCCACAACAGUCACUUUUUGUUAGUAGCCUUAUUUUAAUUCAAUUAAGAAAUGUCGAUUUUGAUAAAGUUUCGUGGUUGAACCCAACUCCGCAGAGCGUUCGAUUUUGUCGGCCUUUACAAAUAGCUUUGGAGAAAGAGGACGAGGAAGCAACACUAAAAGAACAUUUUAGAUUGAAAAAAGAAAUCGAACAGCUUCUUCCAUAUCGAUUCAAAAUGUCAAAUGGUAAAUCUGCGAGGGUACAAUAUGAUAUUUAUGAAACCUUGCUUGAUGGGAAAUGCCUCAAUACAAUCGUCAAAAAUAAGGCUUCAAGUAGAUGUCCCAUAUGUUUACGGACUGCACAUCAAUUUUCAAACCUCGCAGAUAAUUUUACUGCUUCAGAAGCAAACCUUAAAUAUGGAUUAGGGCUACUACAUUGCGAGAUAAAAGUAUUUGAACAUUUUCUUGGUCUUGGAUAUCGUCAGGACCUUAAGUCAUGGGAUGUGCGACAACCUGCAAAAGUCGAUUUUGAGGAGCGCCAAAGAAUUCUUCAAAAAAGAAUAUAUGAAAAACUAAAAGUUCGAGUGGAUCAAGUACUUCAAGGUCAUGGCACAACGAACACAGGAAAUGUGGCAAGACGAUGUUUCCAAUCUCCUGAGUUAUUUGCCAAUGCAUUAGAAAUUGAUGUUCAAUUAGUAAUUGAUUUGAGCAAAAUAAUAUUAUGCUUUAAAUGUAAAGAGGAACUUGAAUUAAAUAAGCUGGAGAGAUUUUGUUUGCAAACGUAUUGCCGAUAUUACGAGCUUUAUCCAUGGGCCCGAAUGAGUCCCACAGUCCACAAACUUUUGAGGCAUGGAUGCGAUAUUGCUCGACAACUUCCACUUCCUAUUGCAUAUUAUGCCGAAGAUGCCAACGAAUCCUGGCAUAAAUAUUACAAACGCAAUAUGGUUGAGCACUCUCGGCAGAACAGCAGAGAACACCGCUUACUGGAUGUAUUUAAUCGAGCAGUGUACAUGACAGACCCAAAAAUAUCUUUAAUGCUUAUAGAUAGUAGAGUUAACAAGAGUAAAACUGUACAGUCAAAUUUGUCCGAUAUACAGGAAUUUAUUAAAACAAAAUAG